This is a messenger RNA of Aureobasidium vineae, 1638 nucleotides long. Lineage: Eukaryota; Fungi; Ascomycota; Dothideomycetes; Dothideales; Saccotheciaceae. The record is from the annotation of a GenBank genome assembly.
AUGUCGCUAUCAGCAGCAAUCGACCAGGAGGCCAAGGAGCUGCGAAGGGACUUCGAGCAGAACAACUCGCGCAAGAAGUCGACCUUGCCCCCGCUCCCUGCUCCAGCCCCGACCACACCUGUCACUCCUACGAGCCCCGUCUUGCCUUACAGGACUAUGGCUCCCACACCCGCCACGCGUCACAAGCCGGCAUUCCCUGGUGAUCUUGGUCCCGGUGACCCACGUCGCAGCUCUAGACUGCCAGGCGACCUUGGUCCAGGAGAUCCCAGACGCAGUAGCAACAGACCCCCAAUNUCAGAUGGCACUCGCUCAGCAGCACGCAGUCUGAGUCCCACUCGCAGCAGCAUCAUCAACCUACACCCUAACGACAAGUCNCCCUCGCAGCGCAGACUAUCAGACGCCGGCUCUAUUCGUCCCCAGCUCGGAAACGGGGGUGUGCGCUUGCAAAAGGACUACGACAAUGAGUCUGCCAGCAGCGACGAAGACAGCAGCGAUGAACAAGACACCGACCACGAAUCCUCGCGAGGCAGAGGCCGCGCUAGAGUUGGCAAUGCUGUUGGCGCCGGUCAAGAUAGCGAUGAUGAUGAACCAUCACCUCCUCUGAAUGCUGACCCCACCAUCACCGUUACUCCGCCCUCGACAGACCAGCCCUCCUCAUCCUCAUCCUCAUCCUACUCCUCCCGAAAGCCCGACGUCCACCCCAGCACCGCCUUCGACUUUGCUGCAUCAUCUACCUCGACUCCUGUACACUCAGACGACGAAGAACAUCUCUCCGAUCUGCGCCGCGCCCAACGCCUCUCACUCAAUAUUUCUCCCAUCCACAGCACNCCCUCCGCACAUCGUGUCAUUCGUCAGAUCAUCCGUGGCGACUACCUCUACUUUCAGCGUCAAGCUGAAGAAGGCCGUAGGAGGCAAAGAGUCUACCUUGUCGCUACCGAUCUAUCUUCCGAAGCCGAGUAUGCUCUCGAGUGGACUAUCGGUACUGUUUUGCGUGAUGGCGAUACUCUAUUGGCGGUAUAUGCAGUCGACGAGGAAGCCGGCACUGGUGGUGUUUCCGAAGGUGUUGAGAUUGGACACGGUGCCGACGUCGUCAAGGAUACAGCUACUAUCGUGCGCUCCAUGACUGCAGAGAGUAUGACUCCUGCAACCCUGCCGCGAGAUAGCAGCACCGCGAGAAUGGCCUUCACCGAGAGAAAGGACAUGUCCAAGGCCGAGCAAGACCGUUUCCGCGCCGCUGAGGAUAUCAGUCAGCGUUGUGUUAAAUUACUUCGCAAGACUAGGCUUCAGGUUCGUGUUGUGGUAGAGGUCUUCCACUGCAAGAGUCCUAGACAUAUGAUCACCGAGGUGAUCGACUUCCUGUCCCCCACUCUUACCAUCCUUGGAUCAAGAGGCCGCUCCCAAUUGAAAGGUGUCCUGCUCGGUUCCUUUAGUAACUACCUUGUGACCAAGUCCAGCGUGCCAGUCAUGGUUGCCAGAAAACGACUUAGGAAACACUCCAAGCAACGUCUACACAAGGAUGGACUCCCAGUCUCUCAAGCCGGUGACGGGAGAAUGCGCUAUAUUAGAAUGUCUAAUGUUCUGGAAGCACCCGGUACAAAGCCUAGAGCUAGAGGCCUGGCUGGAGCCAAGAUUGAUUGA